AUGGGGUACAACAUUCUAGGGUUUGGCACUUGUACUCCUCAUGCUGCUCAAUGCAAUCAUUCUCGUUCUAAGUUUCACAUGCGCACUCCGCCCCUGCUCGAGUCGCGCCCCCCCUCGCUUCUCUUAACGGCCCCGUCGCGCCGCCCUUUAGGCCCCGGCGCCGCCUCUGCUGGCUCCGACGCCCUCCUCUUGCGACCCCGCGGCCUUACCUUCGCGACCCCGCGGCCCCACCCUCGCGUCGCCCUGCGCGGCGUCGUUACAGCCGCCCGCGACCCCGACGCCGCCCGUCGCGGCCCCGUCGCCCUUCGCGCCGCCCGCGACCUCGUCGCCGCGGCCGCCCGCGACCCUACCGCUGCGGCCGCCCGCGACCCUGGCGUUGCAGCCGCCUCCGACCCUGUCGCCACAGACGCCCGCGACCCUACCGUCGCUGCCGCCCGCGACCCUGUUGUCGCAGCCGCCCGCGACCUCGUCGCCGCAGCUGCCUGCGCUCCCGUCCUUUUCCUACUGAGCGACAGAGCAGACGGCCUCUCCCUCUUUGACCUCACUUCUGGUGCCUCUCCUGCCCCUGCUGCUGAUGCUGACCCCACUGUUCGCUCCCAGUGGGCCACGCGCGAUGCUGCUGCCCGCCUUGCUGUGCGCCGCCACUUGCCGACCGCUGAGCGUGCGCACUUUAGCCAGUACAAGAGUGCUAAGACCUUGUACGACGCUGUAGUUGCACGCUACUCUUCCCCUGCCACUGCUGCGCUUAGCCGCCUCAUCCUACCGUACCUCUUCCCUGACCUCGCCGCUUUUCCCACUGUCGCUGACCUCAUUACGCACCUUCGCACUAGUGACACUCGCUACCGCGCUGCGCUUCCUGCUGAGUUCUGCGCCAAGAACCCCCCCCCAUCGGCAGAGAAGAGCAUAGUCGCAGUAGGUGCCUCUCGUGGUGACCCUCGUACCCCUGUCUUUGAGGGGUGCUCCCCCUCUCCCCUCUUGCCCUCUGUUGCCUCUGCUGCUGCGGCCGACCUCGUUGGUCUUGAGUCGGUCGCUGCGGCGUCUGCCCCUAGCGGGAGACGCCGCUCUGGCAAGGGCAAGGGGGGCAAGGGUGCUGGAGGAGCUGGAGGGGGCGGUGGAGGCGGAGGUGGAGGUGGUGGAGGGGGUGGGGGUGGCGGUGGGGGUGGUGGCGGGGGUGGGGGCGUCGGUGGCGGGACUGGAGGUGGAGGUGGAGGCGGCGGUGGCGGUGGGAGCGGAGGUGGCGGAGGUGGCGGUACUGGAGGAGGUAGCGGCGGAGGCGGUGGAGCUGGUCGGGGUGGCGCUGCGCAGAGGGGUGGCUCCGGUGGUGGUGCGCGCCAGCAGCAGCAGCAGCAGCGUACCCGUGAGACCCCUUCCCCCCAGCAGCUUCGUGAGUGGUACGCUGCUCGUCAGCGGGGCGGGGGUGCUGGCCCCUGUACCUACGUUCUCCGUACCGGCGACCGGGCGGGUGAGCAGUGUGGGGGCGCGCACCCCACCCAGCGCUGCUUCGGUCGUCUGACGGACGCGUGGCGCCACCAGUUCCCCGACGCUACUGAGAUCCCUCGCUGGGGCGAGCUGUCUAGGGCGGGUGUUGCGAUCUAUGAUCUUGAUUUUGAUGCUAUUCUUGCUGCCAUGUAUGCUGUGACUAUUAGUGAUGAGGGUGACUGUUACCGGUGUUUUCCGCCUGACCCAGGCAUAGAGGCUGCUGCGCUAGGUACUUGUGAGGCUGCUGCUCUAGGUGCCAGUGCGUCUGCCGCCCCAGGUGCCGGUGAGUUUGCGCUCUCAGGUGCUGAGUCGUCACCGCACACCCACACCUUCACCCUUGACUCGGGUGCUUCCCGCUCCUUCUUUCGAGACUGCACCACUCUCACACCGCUCAGUCGGCCUGUUGCAGUCUCCCUGGCGGACCCCUCUGGGGGUCCUGUCCUUGCUCACUACUCCACUGUCCUACCGUGUCCGGCGGUCCCGUCUGGCUCCCUGUCGGGUCUCUACCUCCCCUCGUUCUCUACGAACUUGGUAGCGGGUGCUGACCUCCAGGAUGCAGGAGUUGACCAGUUCACCCCUGCGCGUCAGCGGGUGACCCACUGCACUUGUGCGGACACGGGCCGACACUUGGCCACGUUUGCUCGUCGGCCAGGGUCGAGCCUGUACACACUGACUACUGAGUCUCCUCCAGUCACUGAGUCUGCUCAGGUAGCAGCGUCGGGUCAGGUGUUUGCUGCGGCGUCCAGGUCUGGUCCUGAGUCUGCCCCCUGCUCGUGUCGUCUCCUGUCCCACCGGACUCUCCUCUGGCACCACCGCCUUGGUCACCCCUCCCUGCCUCGUCUUCGAGGCAUGGCUUCCCGUCUUCUUGUCUCCGGCCUCCCCCGGUCCCUCCCUCCUCUUCCUCCGGGGCCUGCCCCCACCUGCGUUCCCUGCGUUGAGGGGCGGCAGCGCGCUGCCCCUCACUCCUCCGAGUUUCCUCCGACCGAGGCUCCGCUGCAGACGCUUCACAUGGACGUGUGGGGCCCAGCCCGCGUCCGUGGGCAGGGUCAGGAGCGCUACUUCCUGCUGGUGGUUGACGACUACUCGCGUUACACCGCAGUCUUCCCCUUGCGCAGCAAGGGUGACGUCACUGAGAGGCGGAGAGUUCUCCUCUGA
Molecule: messenger RNA, 2634 nt
Organism: Closterium sp. Yama58-4
Lineage: Eukaryota; Viridiplantae; Streptophyta; Zygnematophyceae; Desmidiales; Closteriaceae
Source: the annotation of a GenBank genome assembly